AUGCCUCCAAAAAAACAACCAGAAAAGGGUAAAUCAAGUGGAACUUCUAAAACGGGUGGAAAAUCUGGCGGGGAUACGAAAGAAUCGGCUGUAAAAGACAAAAAAGGAGGAACAGCUGUCAAAGUACGUCAUAUAUUAUGUGAAAAACAAUCAAAAUGUUUAGAAGCAUUGGAGAAAUUAAAAGCUGGACAAAAAUUCCCAGAUGUAGCUGCAGCAUACAGCGAAGAUAAGGCGCGUCAAGGAGGAGAUUUGGGCUGGAUGACCCGUGGCUCAAUGGUUGGCCCUUUUCAAGAUGCAGCAUUUGCUUUACCUAUAUCUUCAGUCACAAAUCCUAUAUACACCGACCCUCCCAUUAAAACAAAGUUUGGCUAUCAUAUUAUUAUGGUUGAAGGAAAAAAAUGA
Messenger RNA from Parnassius mnemosyne (clouded apollo), 402 nucleotides. The record is from the annotation of a GenBank genome assembly. NCBI's taxonomy places the organism in Eukaryota, Metazoa, Arthropoda, Insecta, Lepidoptera, Papilionidae.